AUGUCGUCGCAGGCAAUUGCGACGUCGGCUAGAGGUCUGCCGGAUUUCCCAUCGUCCUCCAUUAACCUAGACGACUUCGAAGAUCAACAAUGGCCCGCUCCCUCGAACCCCCACCGACACGACUCGCAGCCACAGGAUGAAGCGGAUCAAUCGCCUGUCGAGGACGGUCAUUCUUGGAGCGAAAUGGACGCCCAACAAAGAAAACAAGCCGUUGGCAAUCUGUUGGCGGCGCUGGCACCCAUAAGCCCUGAGCAGACCGCAACUAUGGCCGACGGACCAACAACGCAUCCAGGGCUUUCUGCGGUCAAAGCCGAUGAUACGAACGGCCAGGCAAAUGCUAGUGAAUACACAACACAAGAUACCAACCCAGGCAACCAGAAUGUGAAUGCGAACGCCGCCAUCUCUGUUCCUCCGCUCCCUCCCCUCAACAAUGACGACUUCAUCGAUGAAAACGUCGCGCCACCAUUUUCCCCAUCUCUUCCUCAGGAGUCAUUUGGCCAAUCCCAAGCAAAUUUAGUAGGAGAUGACACAUUCGGCAUAGACCAAGCAGAAUCACUCGCACCAAUGGCGUCCCAGGGGCCCCUUCCCGAACGAAGAGAAAUCGAGGCUUUUGCAAAGAUUGAAUUCGAAGAUGGAAACUACUACAUAACCACAUACGCAUGCGAAUUAGGUCGCGAUGCCUUUGCGUACCGAGCUGCUUCAGCAAGAGCUGCCGAAGCACGUCAGGCAGAUCAAGAACGCGCUCAAAGUUCCAGUGGAAGACGAUCCGGUUUUCCUGAUGCGGUCUCCAGACCAGGCGACAGUCAAGUUCAAGGAAGUGUGGUCAGUGAGGCUGGUGGCUUUGGUGGUGUCGAUGAAGCCCCUUUGCCAAACGAGCCGGAUCAUAAGGAUUCUCACCACAUGCAAUCUCAUUCCUCCGAUAUGUCUGGCGGUAGUAUCGUCAAACCUCAGGAGGUGCUUAUCAACCCCCCUUUAAUCCCAUUUGACUACCACAAGACGGCAGAACGCCAAGCGCAGAUGGAGAAUCGACAGAUACGCUCGAGGCAACGUCGAACGGGAAGUGAAGACAUCGAGUCGGACACUGAGCAACCAGCGCCGGUGACUGCAGAUCAUAUUCCCACUGCUGAUAAUUGCCCUUUGAUUCCUAUCCAUGCAUGUCGCACCUUUGAACAGUCAGAGCUCGAAAACUUGAGGAGUAUUUCUCGACGACAUGUAAAGAUAUAUUGGGAUUUCGACAAGGAAUGGUUUGAAAUGAAGGUUCUGGGGAGGAACGGUGCAUUUUUGAACGACCGUUUCUUGGAACGAGGGGAAGUCAUGCGCUUACGUGACGGAUCCAGGAUUCAAAUAUCCAACGUCUGGAUGACAUUCCGGCUUCCCAGUCAGAGAGCAGAUUCAGUCACUGAAGAAUCCGAACGAGAAGAACGGGAGGCGGAAGAGAACUCGGUACCACCCGGCAGCGCAUCGCCAAUAUCUGAUGAGCUUGAAAACACUUCCCCUCCACGUGGCGGCGGCAAGACGAAGCUCAAAAUCACAUUAACAACAAAUACACCAAAACCACCCGCACCUCAAGCGUCGCCGCCAGUACCUGAACCUUUGGUCGGCCCCGACGGUCAACUCGUGCCACCGAAAAAGCGCGGACCAGGCCGGCCGCCUAAGGAUGGUAUCAUGUCUACUCGUGAACGCAAAGAAUUGGAAAGAGCUCGGAAACUGGCGGAGGCAAAGGCUGCUAAUGGAGGAAGAACACCGGAACCACCUCUUCUCAAAGGCAAAUAUCCCGCCAAACCUUCGGUCAUCAAGGAGGAGCCUCUCCCUGUCGACACCAAGCCUGAGAAAAGGAAAUACAAAAAGAGAAAGAGAUCUGGAGAAGAGGGUGAUGUGCUUCAAUCGAUCGAAGGAGGAGAGCAGGAUGUACCGAGUGAGACUGAAGAUCAACCUGCGAAGAAAGCCAGACAAUCAAAAUCCCCCUCGCCGGAAUAUCCACCUCUGGAAUCUUGGACUGAAGAGCAACUUCAAAGACCACAGGAGCCCUACGCUCGUCUUAUUUACGACAUCUUGAUGGAGAUUCAUCCACAAGCUAUGCCAUUGAAACUCAUUUAUCGAGCCAUCAAACUGAGGUACCCCUUCUAUGUUCACAUUGUCGAAUCGGAAGGUUGGCAGAGCAGUGUAAGACACAACCUGAACCAGGAAUGGAACAAGCUCUUCGAGAAAGACAAGAAGGAGGGCAAAGGAUGGGCAUGGAAGGCUAUACCGGGCGCUCUGCAACCGCAAGCCGAAAGAAGGAAGGCUGCUCAGCAAGCUGCAGCAUCAAAGCCCAAACCAAAUCCAGCACCACGGCCACAACCUCAACAAGGGCCGCCUCCGCCGUUGAAUUGGCAAAACAAUAUGUCGUAUCCCCCCAAUGGUAUGCUCCCACAAGGACCACCACCACCCUUCUUUGGGGCAGGGAACGGUCCGAUACCACCACCAAAUGGUAUGCCAUACCCACCACCAUUUGCAGCUGGAACGCCUUCAUCCAAUCCAAGUGGCCCUGGCACCCACCCUCCUGGCCAGGCGCCUGGUCAGUUCUACCCCCUCAACCCAAGUAAUCGUCCGCCAUUUCCUGGAGCAGCUCUUCAACAACCAGCAGCAAAGCAAGGCGCCGGUCGACCAUCUUCCUCCACUCCUGGAGCUUCUCCAGCUGCCGCAGCUAGCUCCUCUGCACCGAACAUGCCUUGCACGACUGCAGGUCUACUCAAAAUCCGAGAAUUCGAGGUCGCCAUGUACCAACAAGAACCCGAUGCGCGCAAGGUCCAAGUCUACCAAAGAAUAUUCGCUUCGGCUAAGCGGCGGAUGCUUCAUGGAGCGACUUCUACUUCAAUGGCAGAAGGGGAUAGCACUGAGGAACACGUCAUCAUGCGGCAGCUCCAAGCGAUUAUCAACGAGUUUAGAAACCCUAAUUUUGUGGGCUUUUCAAAUACAGGGCAUGCGGUAAAUACUCCUGUCGUUACGACUCCCGCGCUUGCUCCUCCAGCGCCUCCUCCAAGUCUACCGGCAGCUGCCACUUCUAUACCACCGGCAAGAAUCGCAACCCCGGCGGCGGCAGCUCCUGUGAACAGUCCUAAAAUUCUCAACAACGCCAGUUCUGUCAACACUGUCGGUGGGCCAAGUCCUGAAACUGGCACUAUUGCAUCCACGUCUGCUCAGAAGCAGCCCCCAGAGACAACCGCCGCAGCCCCUCCUGUCGAGGUACCGGUGGCAGAAAGCCCUGGACGAGCCGCUGGUUCUGCGAUGCAGCAGAGCUAG
Molecule: messenger RNA, 3282 nt
Organism: Exophiala spinifera
Lineage: Eukaryota; Fungi; Ascomycota; Eurotiomycetes; Chaetothyriales; Herpotrichiellaceae
Exons: 1
Coding region: 1-3282 (1093 amino acids)
Biological process (GO): regulation of ribosomal protein gene transcription by RNA polymerase II
Cellular component (GO): nucleus
Molecular function (GO): DNA-binding transcription factor activity; sequence-specific DNA binding; protein binding
Source: RefSeq, a predicted model, not a curated record